Molecule: messenger RNA, 1929 nt
Organism: Polychytrium aggregatum
Lineage: Eukaryota; Fungi; Chytridiomycota; Chytridiomycetes; Polychytriales
Product: major facilitator superfamily domain-containing protein
Exons: 2
Coding region: 158-1597 (479 amino acids)
Biological process (GO): transmembrane transport
Molecular function (GO): transmembrane transporter activity
Source: RefSeq, a predicted model, not a curated record
CGUCGCUCUCUUCCACCAUCCUUGUCCUCAUCGCCUAAGCUCCAUCAACCCUCAGUCCCUAUCACCAGCCCUGCUGUUGUUCGUCCGUGCUCCUAUCUCCCCAUCUCCCAUCUCCCCAUCUCCCUUCUCCCAGCUCCCAUUUCCCAGCCGCACCACGAUGCGCAGAGAGGUUCUCCAGACAUUCUGCGUGCUUGGCACUAUCGUUCCCGAGGCCAUUCUCGAAGCCAUGCUUAUCCCGCUCUAUCCCUUCAUGGUGCGAUCCAUGAUGAAAGACUCUGUCACCGAUAUCGGAUACUAUGUUGGCCUGCUCGGCUCGGCAUUCUACUUCCCGCUGCUCUUCAUGAACCUCGUCUGGGGCGGCGUCUCGGACCGCUACGGCCGCAAGCCCGUCCUGAUUAUCGGCCUCGUCGUCUGCGGCAUCUGCACCUUCACUAUCGGCACAACCUCGUCAUUCUGGGUAGCUUGGAUGUGUCGGUUCAUGGCCGGCUUCUUUGGCGGCAGCUCCACAGUCGCCAAGGGCAUGCUCGGCGAGAUCUUCACCAACGAGACCGAUCGUGCCUGGGGAUAUGCCAUGUACGGCACCGUCUACGGCGUGGCCGGCAUCGUCGGCCCACUCAUCGGUGGCUACCUGUUGGAUCCCAACGAUCCCCAUCCGAUUCACUACCCAUGCAUGCUCGGCGUCGGCAUGGUUCUCGUCAGCAUCCUUGGCUGGACCCAGAUUCCCUCGGGCGCGCCGACCCGCAAGCCCGUCCCUUCCGAGCCCGAGCCUGAGCCCGAGCCUGAGCCCGAGUCGUCCAAGGCGUCCGAUGAGUUCGAGCCACAGAACCGCAAAUCAUCGUCGUCUUCGACCCGUGAACCCUCCAUCUUGAAAAUGUCUGCAGUCGAACCCCGCGACGGCAAGGUCUUUGUCGCCCAGUCGCCGUCGCCAUACAUGUCACUCCUGACCCCGCGGCUGCUCUUCCCGAUCUCAAUCUACUGCAUCAUCGCCUUUGGCAACAUGUCCUAUGCAACGGCGCUGUCGCUCUUCUUCUCGGCCUCGCCCAAGACUGGCGGCCUGGGACUCUCGCCCAAGCUCGCCGCCUCGUUCAUGUCCAUCCUGCCGGCCGCCAAGCUCGUUGUGCAAUUCUUCUUGUUUUCGCGACUGCACCGCAUCGUCGGCGUCUAUCGGACCUACCAAAUCGGCAUGAUCGGCAUGAUGACGCUUCUGCUGGUCGUGGGGCUGCCCUCGCUCUCGAGCCUGGUGUCCUUCCCGACGCUGUCCGUCAUCAUGGCCUGUCUUGGCACCGGCGAGGCCCUGGCCUAUCUGUCCGUAUUCAUGCUCAUCACCGAGGGCGCCAAGGGCUCCAACCUGGGACUUGCCCACGGAUUCGCGAGCACCUGUGCAGCGGGUCUAAGGACCAUCAGUCCGGCCCUGACCGGUUAUCUGUGGGAACUUGGAAUCCACACAAGACUCUAUGGGCUCAUCUUUCUGCUCCUGUCGCUGCUGGGGCUGCUCGGCGUCUACAUGUGUCAAAACGGCCCUGCAUGGGUUGCCCACUAUGAGGGCUCAACCAGAACCGACCCGCGAUCUGAAUCCGAGUCUCUGCUGUCGGAAUAACCACAACCCCUGAUACCGUUGCCUGUGCACAUGACUUCUUUGCAAAGGAGCUAGAACGCAGUCGCCGAGAACAUGGCGGUCUCGGGGCAGCCAGCGAGUUCUGGUAUGAGCGAGUGGAUUCUGAAUGAAGGUGUCGCUGCAUCAAAUGGCAGCACUGUCACUGCCCCGCUGCGUAUGCUAUGCCAAUAUAGCGAGCCGACCUCAUCAAUGUAUGCCACGUAUCCGAAACGAAACAGCUUCAGGAUCCUGAUGCCAGAGAAAAGGCCUGUUUGGUUCCGAACAUGAUGUAUCAGGACACCCGCCUUGCCCUGGAAGCAGCAGAGCCGAAUCUA